ACCCGUUCUGCGCCGGCCUCAAAAUGGCCGCCUUCUGGCGUAUCUGGCGCUGUUGAAUGGAGAAAGCUUUAUUGUUCCCUUCGGGCAGGAGUGUUCGUGUCCUCUAUGGCGCUGUCAAUAAAGAACGGCAGUUUGAAUCGGUGCUGAACAGAGAGGCAGUGGAUUUUCAAGAACACAGACCUCAGAGCCAGACUGCCUGAGUUUGGACCCUAGGUCUGCCACACACCUGUUGCAUGACCCAAGGAUCUAGUACUGAUCCCCACAAAGUUAUUCUGGAAGAAGCGAGGGAGAGAGCUCUUGGACAGAGCUGAUGCAAUGGAGCUCCCCAACUAUAGCCGGCAGCUGCUGCAGCAGCUCUACACUCUGUGCAAGGAACAGCAGUUCUGUGACUGCACGAUUUCCAUCGGUACUAUUUACUUCAGGGCCCACAAGCUUGUCCUGGCCGCCGCCAGCCUCUUGUUCAAAACCCUGCUGGACAACACAGACACCAUCUCCAUCGAUGCAUCCGUGGUCAGCCCCGAAGAGUUUGCCCUCUUGUUAGAAAUGAUGUACACUGGCAAACUACCUGUGGGCAAGCACAACUUCUCCAAAAUCAUCUCUUUAGCCGACAGCCUACAGAUGUUUGAUGUGGCCGUUAGUUGUAAAAAUCUUCUGACCAGCCUCGUAAGCUGCUCUGUUCAGGGUCAGGUGGUGAGGGAUGUCUCCAGCCCAUCCUCAGAGUCAUCCAGGAAGGAGUCAGAGAACCCUGAAGUAGAAAUCCUUUCCUCUGAGGGGGCUGGAGAACUUCAUUCCUCCAGGGAGGCUUCCAGCCCGAGGGGCCCUGUAAAAGGUGAGACGGAGGAAGCAAUCCACACGGUUGUGCAGGAGAUGAGUGUGGAUCCUUCCACUGCCCAGGAGAUCCAGGGGAAUGCGGAGAGCCCAGCGGAACCCCCCCGUACAGCUGACGUCUGUUCUUCCUCCCCUGUUGUACAAACGGUUAGCAAGGCAAAAGAAGCAUGCGCGGAACCAGAGCAUGAGGGGAAGCAUUACCAGCUGAAUUUUCUUCUAGAAAAUGAAAAUAUUUUCUCAGAUGCACUGUUGAUUACCCAGGAUGUUUUAAAAAGGCUAGAAGAAUGUUCAGAAAUUAAAGGUGCGCAGAAGGAGACCAUAAAAGGAUGUCUUGAGGGUGAAGAAGGACAAUCAGUAUUCCAGAGAAUCCUGGAUAAAGUAAAAAAUGAGAGCCUGGAGGUUCAGACUGUUGUGUCCCUGUUGAGAAUGUACCAAGACUCUAAUCCUACAGUAAAGACAGCUCUGCUAGACAGAAAGCCAGAAGACGUCGAAGCAGUGCAGCCAAAAGGGAGCACAGAGGAGGGAAAGACCUUGUCUGUUCUGUUACUAGAACACAAAGAAGAUCUGAUCCAGUGUGUAACACAGCUGAGACCUAUCAUGGAGUUCCUGGAAACAGCCAAGGAGGAAUUCCUGACCGGCUCUGAGAAAAGGGUGAUUCUGAAUUGCUGUGAGGGCAGAACACCCAAGGAGACAAUAGAAAAUUUGUUGCAGAGAGUGUCUGAAGAGAAGACCCUGAGUGCUGAGAGUUUGGUAAAACUCCUUCAGGCCGUGAAGAUGGCGUUUCCGAACUUGGGCCUUCUGCUGGAGAAUUUGCAGAAAUUAGCCGCUUUGCCAAGCGCUGCAGUCCAAGCAAGCCCUGAUGAUUAUGCGAUUGAGCUGUUGAGACGGUAUCACGAAAACCUGUCUGAGAUUUUCACAGACAACCAGAUGCUACUAAAAAUAAUCCCGCAUGUGAAGAGUUUAGCCCCUGGAGAAAGAGAGGUCAUGGAGAAGCUUGUGAAACGUGACUCUGGUUCGGGUGGUUUCAGUGCUCUGAUGUCAGCCGUUCUAGAAAAGCAGACUCUCUCUGCAACAGCCAUUUGGCAACUGCUGCUGGUGGCUCAGGAGACAAAGACCUGCCCCUUGAACCUGCUCAUGGAGGAAAUACGAAGGGAGCCUGGCGCCGACACUUUCUUCCGGGCAGUGACCGCCCCAGAAAGUGCUGCCUUUGAAACCAUCCUGAGGCAUCACAGGUUGAUCCUCGAGGCCAUCCAACAAAGGCCUGAGCCCACGUGCUCGGCCUCAGAGGAAGAGCACCUGGCGGAGACGGUGAAGGAGAUUCUGAGCAUUUCCUCCGAGACAGCCAGCCCUGAAGCUUCCCUGAGAGCAUUGCUGAGCAGAGCCAUGGAAAAAUCCAUCUCGGCCUUUGAAAUAUGUCAGCUCCUGUGCAGCGUCCACAGAACCUUCCCAGGCCUGCAGCCUGUCAUGCAGGAGUUGGCCCACACGGGUUUCCUUACUCAGGAAAAGGGGGAGAAGGAAAGAUGGACGACGAACAACAAAUUUCACCUUGAAGCCAAGGACAAAGCAGACGAAAAGGCAGCCGAGCCAGCCGAGGAAGACUGCCAGCCUGGGAAGCAGGACAGUCAAGGAGAGACUGGUUCAUUGCCAGAACAACAAGAAAAAGACACGUCUGCCUCCCCAGAGUCUGCCAAGAAGAGCUUCAUCUGUAAGGCCUGUGACAAAAGCUUCCAUUUCUACUGCCGCCUCAAGGUGCACAUGAAGCGCUGUCGCGCGGCCAAGAGCAAACAGGUGCAAUGUAAGGAGUGUAACGAGACCAAGGACUCGAAGAAAGAGCUGGAGAAACAUCAGCUGGAGGCCCAUGGUGCAGGUGGAGAGGGUGACGUCCCCAAGAAGAAGAAGAAGAGGCUUCCAGUGACGUGUGACCUCUGUGGGAGAGAAUUUGCUCAUGCCUCAGGCAUGCAGUACCACAAACUGACGGAGCAUUUUGAUGAGAAACCGUUCUCCUGUGAAGAGUGUGGGGCAAAGUUUGCCGCCAAUUCUACUCUGAAGAACCACCUUCGCCUUCACACCGGGGACCGUCCGUUCAUGUGCAAGCACUGCCUCAUGACCUUCACCCAGGCCUCUGCGCUGGCCUACCACACCAAGAAGAAGCACUCGGAAGGAAAAAUGUACGCAUGCCAGUACUGCGACGCUGUGUUUGCCCAGUCCAUUGAGCUGUCCCGCCACGUGAGGACCCACACUGGGGAUAAGCCAUAUGUCUGCAGGGAUUGUGGCAAGGGCUUCCGGCAAGCCAACGGCCUCUCUAUCCACCUGCACACCUUUCAUAACAUAGAAGAUCCCUACGACUGCAAGAAGUGCAGGAUGAGCUUCCCCACGCUGCAGGACCACCGCAAGCACAUCCACGAGGUGCACUCCAAGGAGUACCACCCCUGCCCCACAUGCGGGAAGAUCUUCAGCGCCCCCUCCAUGCUGGAGCGGCACCUGGUGACCCACGUCGGAGGGAAGCCCUUCAGCUGCGGCAUCUGCAACAAGGCCUACCAGCAAUUGUCUGGUUUGUGGUACCACAACCGGACCCACCAUCCUGACGUGUUUGCUGCUCAGAACCAUCGAUCUUCCAAGUUCUCAUCACUCCAGUGCAGCUCCUGUGACAAAACUUUUUCCAACACUAUUGAGCACAAGAAGCACAUCAAAGCAGAGCACGCAGAUAUGAAGUUCCACGAGUGUAACCAGUGCAAGGAGCUCUUCCCCACGCCAGCUUUGCUGCAGGUUCACAUCAAGUGCCAGCAUUCAGGGUCGCAGCCAUUCCGGUGUCUGUACUGCGCGGCCACUUUCCGCUUCCCCGGAGCACUGCAGCACCACGUCACCACCGAGCACUUCAAGCAGUCGGAGAGCACCUUCCCCUGCGAGCUCUGUGGGGAGCUCUUCACCUCCCAGCCCCAGCGGGACUGUCACUUGGAAUCUGAACACCCAAAGGUGCCAGGCGCCGAAAGCCAGGCAGCAGCCUCACAGGUGGUGCAGGUGAUCCAAACCCCAGAACCGGUGGCCGCGACAGAGCAGGUGAUCACUCUGGAGGAGACCCAGCUCGCUGGUUCGCAGGUGUUUGUGACAUUGCCAGAUUCACAGACAUCUCAGAGCAGCUCUGAGCUUGUGGCGGUGACCGUGGAGGACUUGCUGGACGGUACCGUGACCCUGAUCUGUGGUGAGGCCAAGUGAGUGGCUCUCCUCACGAGAGAGGUCCUGCAUUGGCAACAGAAAGUACGUGUCUCAGCUCGCCCCUGACCCUUCCUCCCUGGCUGUCCUGAGUACUGAGCGUCUGAUCUUGGCACCAACAGAGAUGGUCUCACUUGGGAAAUGGACAGAAGCCUCACUGUCUCAUAAAACCAUCAUCAGAGCCAUCGACACCAGCACGACCACCCUCCGUAGCAGGCAGACCUGUUCCCCACAGGCCUGCUGCCACGGGCUCUGUGACACUGGCAGAAAUCGAGUCUGAAAGAGCAGUGGCAUAGGAGCUGGUGCCCAGAAUGACUAGAGAGGUGGGACUCGGUGUACAGACUGGCAGUUCCAUGCCUGACCGUGGCUCACAGAGGAGGGCUGCAGACACUGCCAGCGCCUUCUGGCCAUUUGAAAAAGAGAAAAGCGGAUUUCCCUUCGUGACACAGUGAUUAACGAAUCCGACCAGGAACCAUGGGGUUGCGGGUUCAGUCCCUGCCCUUGCUCAGUGGGUUAAGGAUCUGGCGUUGCCAUGAGCUGUGGUGUAGGUUGCAGACACGGCUCGGAUCCUGCGUUGCUGUGGCUCUGGCGUAGGCCGGUGGCUACAGCUCCAAUUGGACCCCUAGCCUGGGAACCUCCAUAUGCCGCGGGAGCGGCCCAAGAAAUAGCUAAAAAGACAAAAAAAAAGAAAAAGAAAAAGAGAAAAGCAUCACAGACCCCCAGGCUUGAGUGCGCUUGGCCCCUUCUCUCAUCCUUCCAGUGCCCCUCACGGUGACAGUAGGACAGGUAGCAGCAUGUUAACACAGGGAGGCCUCAUUUCCGUGCUGAGUCCCACCUCGUGAGUCCCAUCUCAUUGGUACGGUCAGCCUUCCCCACGAGGAAGCCUUUGGAACAUGCUGCUGGAAGGGCUUCAUGGGAGGCAUCUCGCUGCAGGGACCCCUCCGCCCUGCCAGGACACUCUUUGUGGUGUUCUGCCUCCCACAGCUUCUCCAUGGUGUCCCCACCCCUUUCCCUAAUCGAAGCCUGAAACUUGUACCCAGCCUAGAGCCUCGCCCCUUCCCUCUGGAGCGCAUAAGUCAUGUAACGUAGCCAGUGACCCAGCGCCAAGUGGCAUAGCCCCCGUGGUGGCCCCCGGCCCGUCCUCCUGCCAUGGUCUUCCAUUCCUUGUCGGUAGCCUGCUGCCUGUGCUCUUCCCGGCUGCCACUGUUACUGCAGGCCAGUGAGCCUUCGGAGUCGGAAUUUCACAAAGCUUUUUUAUCUUCGUCCCUAAAAUAUAAUCCGAUAAUUAAUGGUUUAUGGAAUCCAUUAUGAAGUGCAAUUAGAUGGAUGUAGGUUCCCGCCGAUUGGAGGGAAUGACUAACAUUUAUCUUCCUUUCCUUGAUGCUAGAAGGUUGAAGUCUGCUGCUCGCCGUGUUUACACCCCAGGCGGCUCCUGGCCUUUGUGUGGCUGGCCCCCUGCCAAGGGGGUUCAACCACGCACCCUCAAAAUACAGGCUGGCCAAAGACAGGCCCACCCUUCUUUCUAAGCACAUGUCACAUCACCAGGUACAGGCAGGGGAAGGGGGUCGACGUGGGUCGCGGUUGGUACUUUUAUUGCUGCCACACACUGCUGGAAGGACAGGAGGUGGACCCCCACACUGGCCCGUGUGUCCGCUGGCUGCCCUCCUGCUCUGUGCCCGUCCUGCCUCUGGUUGCGGGCACAUUUGGUAUGCAAGUCACUUGAGCUUGGCAGCUCAGGUAUCUUCUCAUUCAGAAGUAAAUGAAGUUUUCAGAGGCACAGUGGCCUCAAAAGCCAGUAACUGACCAGAAGAUGGUGCUCAAACCUUUAAGACUUUGCCUCCCCGUGAGGCCUGCACUGCCUCUGCCAAGGCUGUCUCUGUCUUCUUGAGGUUUGUCAGUCCCGUGAGCUGUCAGACCAGCAUUGCUCUUGAUCUGCGAGUGAUGAGAUGGGCUGACUGCCCCCUCGGCACCAGGUAACACCCCCCGAAGGAGCGGAGUGGCUGCGCUUCCAGCGCACUGUGUAGAGGCCAGGCCCCGCACGGGCACGUGGCUGGUGGCAGUUGCAAUGUCAUCAACACUUCCUCCAGGCAAAAACUAAAGUAAACUUAAAAAUAAUUGCUGGAGACUUGUAGAGAAAAGUGAUUUUUAAAAAGAUAAAGAUAGCUGUAAGCUCUAAACCCAACUUUCAGAUCCUUUCCAGUUCUGAGAAGCCCCUUCUCAGGUUUCUGACGGCGACGCAGAUUGUGGCAGGACACUCGUUUUCCUCAGAAUCACCAGACACGCAACGUCUCUUCCCGGGAGCAGACAGAGAAGUGGGACUUGCCGCUCGCUGCCCUCCUGCCCCGCGGCCCAGGAGGCAGGAGGCACGAGCCGCGCUGCUCUCGCCUCCAGUGAGGGGAGGGACUGUCUGGAGUUGUGUAGUCUGCUCCAAGUGGCCCUCUGCCGGGGGCCGUGUCGGCAGUGAGUCUCCAGCGCCGCCUUCCAGAGAUGCCCAAGUGUGGGUUUCCUUGGGGGAAGAUUGUCCUCCAGCUCUCCUUGGCCAUUUUAUUGUCUUCUUCCACUUCUGAGCAAGAGGCCCCCUGAAUUGCAGCCACAGAGGACGUUAUCGAGGUCCCCUGGGCACAUCACCUGCUUUCACGUGGCGGUGAUGUUCUCUCUGUCUGUCAGCACCCUUCUGGCUUCACAGCUGAACCCUGGGACCUUUGCAGUGACGUGGAGGGGUCUGUGGACUCCUUGGAACAGCUGGAUUUGUUCAGUGGGCUCCAACCCUCCUCUGCUCCCAGAGCUCAUGAAACAUCUGGUGGGGAGGGAAAGGCGGACAGAUUCCAAGCUGGAGCCUGCGUCUGUGGGAAUAGCAGGGGUGACUUAGGAAUGGCGUGUGCCCAUCCCAGGUGAGUGAGAGGCAGCGAACAGAUGGCUCAAGAGCAAGGAUUGCCGCAGAAAGGGGGCUAUGCGGGUGUGUGAGCAGAAGACAAAGGUCUCGUUUAUUCUAGGAAGCUUGACACUUCUGCCUCAGAAGCUUUGUGCUUGGAAAGCUUUGAGCCCAGCAAGUGCCACAUUCUGUGGUGCGAGUGCCAGGUUCCCCUGGUCAUUUAGGUCCUCUCUGAGGACGCAGUCUGCCUCUCCCCUCCCUCCAGCAUGGCCCGUGCUUCGGCUCCUCCCCCAGGGAAGAGCCCUGAUAGUUGGGGCUGAGGAUGAACUAGAUCCAGUCAAACGGGUCAAUGCGGAGACAAGGGCCCUGUUCUCUGCUCGUGGGCGAAAUCGGGGAGAAAGCUCAGAUGGGCCCAGAGAGCUUCCAUACGUUGUUCACGGUGCGGCCCCCAUGGGCUGAUGACAUAGUGAUACGUGUGUUCGGUCGGGGUGCCUUUAAAUCUCAUGUGCCCAAGAUCUGCGAAUUGACUGAAGGAUAGAGGAACUGCCAGCCUUACAUAGGCUGGUUCUAGGGGGCAAGCAGCAUUUCUGUUAAAUUGGGACUAGGAAGUUGGACAGCGAUGGAAAGAAUCCUGGGCCCUUUCAUCAGUCCUCCCAAGGGAAUUCAGCAGCCGCAGCCCCGCUUCACUUGCCCCUGUGCGUUGCCCUGGGAGGUAGGGAGGAAAUGGGAGUGAGGAAAGCUUUGGGGUUGAAGGGAGUGUUUGAACCCUGGGGCUGGUAGGACCUGGGCCAAAAGCUCAGAAGCACAGCCAGAACUCAGAAACUUGCUGCACAUAUGGCUGGGGACUACAUUAUUUAAAAAAAAAAAAAAAAAAAUUAUCCCUUGGGCUAAUUUAGAUUGCUUCCAGAUCAUGGAAAUGUUUCGUCAUCUCCCUUAACAAAGACCAGCCACACCUGACCAGCCAUGGUCGGGACAACUAGCCAGCACGUGAUGCUGUAUAAAUGGGAUUACAGACCUUUGUUCCUGUUCAACUUGCACUACUCUGUAUAAAUAAAAUAUGUACUUUGAAAAAAAAA
Molecule: messenger RNA, 7986 nt
Organism: Sus scrofa (pig)
Lineage: Eukaryota; Metazoa; Chordata; Mammalia; Artiodactyla; Suidae
Gene: ZBTB40
Product: zinc finger and BTB domain containing 40
Biological process (GO): regulation of transcription by RNA polymerase II
Cellular component (GO): nucleus
Molecular function (GO): DNA-binding transcription factor activity, RNA polymerase II-specific; protein binding
Source: RefSeq, a predicted model, not a curated record